Molecule: messenger RNA, 2648 nt
Organism: Patella vulgata (common limpet)
Lineage: Eukaryota; Metazoa; Mollusca; Gastropoda; Patellidae
Product: probable serine/threonine-protein kinase clkA
Exons: 6
Coding region: 1-2508 (835 amino acids)
Source: RefSeq, a predicted model, not a curated record
AUGAGGUCGCAGUGCUGUGCCCUGCUUGUACUUGGGCUCGCAGUUCAAACUAUAUGUGGUCUUACAGUUGAAAGAAGACGAAGGUCCGUUAGACGAUUACAGAAUGAUCCUUUGUGGGCCGUAUCAUCAUCAAGAAGACAGAAGAACACGUUUAGUACCGAUCCGUUUGCAAGCUGGUUCACGGCCGACCCAUUCGCAUCCAACACAAACAACGGUGAUCCAUGGAGAGCAAACUCUCAAACCGGAAGUGUAAGCAAUAACAACAACGACCGCGUUAACAACAAUGAUCCAUGGCCAAAUAAUAACGGACGUACCAACACAAACAACGGUAAUCCAUGGGGAACUAACACUCAAACCGGAGGUGCAAGCAAUAGCAACAACGGCCGCGUUAACAACAAUGAUCCAUGGCCAAAUAAUAACAACGGUCGUACCAACACAAACAAUGGUGAUCCAUGGGGAGCUAACACCCAAACUGGCGGACGUGUUGCAACAACUGCCGACCCAUGGAAUAACAACAAUAAUGCACGUGUUAACAACAACAACAAUGACCCAUGGCCAAAUAACAACAAUGCACGUGUUAACAACAACAACGACCCAUGGCCAAACAACAACAAUAAUGCACGUGUUAACACCAACGACCCAUGGCCAAACAACAACAAUAACGAUGCACGUGUCAAUAACAACAACGACCCAUGGAAUAACAACAAUAAUGCACGUGAUGCAACAACAGCCGACCCAUGGAAUAACAACAAUAAUGCACGUGUUAACAACAACAACAACGACCCAUGGAAUAACAACAAUAAUGCACGUGUAGCAACAACAGCCGACCCAUGGAAUAACAACAAUAAUGCACGUGUUAACAACAACGAUCCAUGGCCCAAUAACAACAACAAUAACAAUGCACGUGUUAACAACAACAACGACCCAUGGAAUAAUAACAAUAAUGCACGUGUUGCAACAACAGCCGACCCAUGGAAUAACAACAAUAAUGCUCGUGUCAACAACAACAACGAUCCAUGGCCCAAUAACAACAAUAACAAUGCACGUGUUAACAACAACAACGACCCAUGGCCAAACAACAACAACAAUAAUGCACGUGUUAACAACAACAACGACCCAUGGCCAAACAACAACAAUAAUGCACGCGUCACCAACAACAACGACCCAUGGCCAAACAACAACAACAACAAUGGACGAGUUAACAACAACAACGACCCAUGGCCAAACAACAACAACAACAAUGGACGAGUUAACAACAACAACGACCCAUGGCCAAAUAACAACAAUAAUGCACGCGUCACCAACAACAACGACCCAUGGCCAAACAACAACAACAACAAUGGACGAGUUAACAACAACAACGACCCAUGGCCAAACAACAACAACAAUAAUGCUCGUGUUAACAACAACAACGACCCAUGGCCAAACAACAACAAUAACAAUGCACGUGUUAACAACAACAACGACCCAUGGCCAAAUAACAACAACAAUAAUGCACGUGUUAACAACAACAACGACCCAUGGAAUAACAACAAUAAUGCACGUGUUGCAACAACAGCCGACCCAUGGAAUAACAACAAUAAUGCACGUGUUAACAACAACAACAACAACGAUCCAUGGCCCAAUAACAACAACAAUAAUGCACGUGUUAACAACAACAACGACCCAUGGCCAAACAACAACAACAAUAAUGCUCGUGUUACCAACAACAACGACCCAUGGCCAAACAACAAUAAUGCACGUGUUAAUAACAACAACGACCCUUGGAAUAACAACAAUAAUGCACGUGUUGCAACAACAGCCGACCCAUGGAAUAACAACGGAUGGGUUAACAAUAACAACGACCAAUGGCGGGUUGAUAACGGAUAUGGCACCAACACACAAAAUGGAUAUGGUACCGAUACACAGAAUAGAAAUGGUAAUACUUGUGCUGCUGCCAAUAAUCCUGAUUCUUGCGAUGUGUAUAACUGCUUGCCUCAAACAGCUCAACAAUGUUCAUCUCCUUUCCUUGUUCCUGAAGCCAAGGAAUUCUGCACAAAAUCUUUUACUAUUCAACAACGUAAUGAGUUUAACUUCCAGGGAACUCAGUACAUGCAGUCUGUGAGAAAAUGUCAGACCGGUAUUCUUCUGAAUUUCACCAACGAAGUUAUAUGUGACCUCAUCAAUAUUGGUGUGAAUGACAGUCUGGUUAGUCAACCAUUACCAGGAGGAGGUGUUACUCAAGACGAUUGUUUCUACCAAUCCGGACAGUUCUGUGAUAUCGUCAGUAACGAACAAAACUGUGCUGCUCUUUUCCAUAUUUAUGGUGGACUAGGUAGUACCCAGUAUCAAAUCUUCAUCCAUUUUAACAACCUUUUAGUCAAAUGUGAUGACACCGUCCGAGAGGUGUUCAAGGAUAAUUUUAACAAAAAAUUCUUCCUUGUUCUGGAGAACAGUCAAAACCAACAAGUUCAACAACAGUACUAUCAGACUACCACCAUGAUGAUGUCAGGCGCAGGCGCUGAUUAACUUUAAACCUUUUCUUUUAAGUAUCGAAAGUAUGUUUUCAGAAUAGAUUGUUACAUAAACUAUAAUACUAUACUCAUGUCUUGUUUGUAUGUCAAGUCCUUAUAUAGAAGUUAAGAAAUAAAAAUUCGUGUCCCACUUUA